This is a messenger RNA of Mya arenaria, 6337 nucleotides long. RefSeq lists its product as uncharacterized. Lineage: Eukaryota; Metazoa; Mollusca; Bivalvia; Myida; Myidae. The coding region runs from base 301 to 3360 and encodes 1019 amino acids. The record is from RefSeq and is a predicted model, not a curated record. Gene Ontology annotation, biological process: signaling. The transcript has 8 exons. Gene Ontology annotation, cellular component: postsynaptic specialization; glutamatergic synapse. Gene Ontology annotation, molecular function: molecular adaptor activity.
CAUUGGAAAAAGAAAGAAAAAACUACAACAGAGUGAUCAUCUUUUAUGGAUUGGUUUGACUAUUAAGUUGAGAUGUGCCUCAGGUCUACUCAGAUUCCCAGUUUUAUAACCGUUGAGUGCUACCUGCAGGAUUUGGGCUUAUCAGCUCUUUAAUCUCGAAGCAUCUGGGUCUAAAUGGUGUCUGUUGUUUCUGUGUUGUUGGCUUCUUGCACUGAACUGCCUUCUCAUCCUGGAACUUUCUGAUAAAGGAAUAGUUUUGUUUCAUUUAAGCAUUGAAAAUCAAGGAGUCAAGCAGUCGCCAUGGCGCUGCAUGGCCCAGCCUCAGUGUUAGACCGUCGUGGGAGAGAACCGACAUCACACGUGAUCCGUGACCGACUGACGCGGCAUCAGAGCCCCUCUUGUCUGGAGAACCGUUACAGCUAUACUAGUAGCGAGGACGGCGACGAUAUUAGCCACCGUAUUUCACAGCCAUACAGGACAAGCUUCAGUGCGGUUUCUACUCUGGUUAGGACCAAACGUGACCGAAGUAGGUCCAAGAGUCCAUGUGCUUCAAGCUUGAAAGGAAGUGAUAGGAGUAGGUCAAAGAGUCCGGGGGCUCGUAAAAACAAGCAUGUGACUUAUGAUGAAAGGGUUGUGAUACGAGAUUCAGACUCUAGUAGCGUGACAAAUCUGUCCGAUUGUGACUUGCAUGAAACAUCUGGUCAUUAUUCAGAGAGUGGUUCUUCACUGAGCACAGACAUGUCGGGAUCUAGUCCUAGGGAUUAUUCCUCCCAGUUGCGGGAGCUGUCCCAGCAGAUUGUGCGGGAGUACUCGCAUGGGAGCGAGUCUGAAAACCAAAGCCCAGUGUUAUCUAGUCAUAGCAAAAAUCAAAACCAUGCCAAAGCCAGCACACCAAAUGGGACUGCAAGAAAGUCAGACAAUGUUGAUUUGGGGGGCAAAAGGCCAAAGGAGCCCUUGCGUAUUCAGAAUGGCGGUGAUAGAAAUAAAAGAAUAAUUGUGCAAGAUGAUUAUGAUCACGAACGCAGUAUAAGUUAUAGGGCUGCAAUUAAGAGCAAUUAUUCUGACGAAAUAAAGCAACAGGCAGAAGCAGCUGUGCAAGAGUACUCAUCACGGAAGGAGGAACAAAGCUCUCCAGCAGUGGAGGUAAAAACAGUGAGGGAGAGGAGGAAUUCUUUACCUCAUGAGGUUGAGCCAGAGGAAAGUAGCAAACUGACCCAGUCGAAGAGGUCAAUCAGUUCAAGUAUUGGCAACUUCUUCAGGCGGCUAUCCCCACAUUUAGGGCGUAAAAGUAAAAAGGGUAACCUGUCUAAUGCAAGUUCUCAGAGCCUGUCACAUGGUGAUGAUUUGGACUCUUCAUUUCAUAGGCAUGGUAGUUCUAGUAGCCUACAGAGGGGAAAAUUGAGGAGGUCCUUUAUGAAACUUAUUGGUAAAUCACCGAAGAAGGGCAACAAGUCAUUAAAUAAAUCUGAAAACUCUAUUGAUGAUCUAAAUCAGUCUAAUACCAGCAAAGAGGAAACAUCGAGAACAACUCCAAAGUCUGAUUUAUACAUGAAAUCCAUACAACAGUCUUCCAAGGCUGACAAAGACAUUUAUCACAAGUUCAAAGAGCGGCAGACAUCCCCACGCCAACAAGGGGAGAGAAUUGAGUCGUCCAGGUCGAGGGCGGUAAAAGCUUCAAGUGUUACCUUCUCUGGAGUACAAGACGUUAGACCAGUCCCCCAGCAAAAUGGAGUUAAAUCUGUGUCAGCAGAAGCUCUGGACUUAACUGAGCACACACCGUCCCCAGACUUGCUGAGCGGUAGGAGAGUGCUGGGGCCUGUACGGGCACUGGUACGUGAUGCCCAAAUGGACGCAAUAUCGGGCGAUUCAAUUGGAGAUUGCUCAAUUGACCCUAAUCUUACAGGGAGUGAGCCAUCGUUACAGAGUCAGACAUCAGUAUCAAAGCAUGUGGCUGUCAGUUACGAGUCACAUGACCGUAUAAGCCCCGCCCAGUCCCCAGUUCUGGCAAGCCAACAGUCAAUCACAGCGGAGAACAGAACACCCGUACACAGUCAGCAGAGAUCUGAUAAUCGAAGACAACGGGAACUCAAGCUUGGCUCUCCACAAAUGCCGAUAAUUGCUGAUACAGCAGAAUUUUUCCCGACUGACACGACCCCGCGCACUCCUUCCUACCUUCGUCUGAGCAGUGCGGUCAGUGGCUAUGGUCACUACAGUAAAUACAGUUCUUACCGUGGAAUAGAGAAGCGGUCCCCAUAUUCAAGCACCCUCUCUCUCAGAUCAAGUCGCUCCGACUUGGCCACCCCAGUCUCGCCUCUCGAAAUGCCGAUAGGAAAAUUACCAAACAUUCAAGCCCCGACAAAUUACCCCCCCUUAAGGAAUGAAAUUAUGUCCCCAACUGCCAAGGGGAAGUUUGAGGGGAAGUUUGAUGAUGUUGACUCUAGCCCUGCAGUGGUGAAUGGUGCUAAACAUGUGGAACCAGUGACUGUAAACUCUGUGCAGGUGUCAAAUAAUGAUGUGUGUGUAAAUGGGAACGGGUGUGAUGAUGUGAAAGUGAAUGGACAGAACGGACAUUUGGGCCUUAUAGAAACAUUCGAGGCUACUGGGGACCCGGAAAAGGAUGCGGACUACUUUCUGACAGUGUCCAGGCAGGAGGAAGACCGGUUGUUGGUCCUGUGUUCACAGUGUGAGAGAGAGCUGAGAUCAGACUCCAUCCCGGAAGAAGGGAGUGGUAAGAUCCGGUCAGCGGUGGGGAAAGCCAACCUGCUUACCACACAGAAGUUCAAACAGUUCCAGGAGCUCUGUAACCAACACAAGUACCCAGACCCUAAUGAGAAGCCUACCCUAUGGGAGGACCUACAGGGUUUCUGGGAUAUGGUCAAGAUGUCGAUACACGAUAUUGAUGAGAUGUUCACAGAGAUAGAACUCAUGCGGCAAAACGGCUGGCAGGAAAUAAAAAUACCGUCUCGUCGGAGUUCAGCGAGUUCACGGUCCAGUCCAAAGUCAGGAAGUAUCAACGUGAGCAACGCCAGUACGCCUUCCCAUACACCAGGGUCAAAGCGUCGAGCACGAGUGAGGGACACACCGGAUUCAUCGCCAGAGCGUUCACAGAAAGCCAAGAUGGCCGCCAAAGUCCGAGAUGAUGCAAGGAAGAGAAUGCUUGCAGAGAAACGCGCAGCCAUGAAACAACAAAAACAACAACAAGAGGAUAACGUCGAAAUAUAUGUGCCAGAUAAAGUUACAGACUCACUGGAGGGUUCACCGGAACCCACCCAACCAAAAACUGAAGUGAUCGAUUCGAAUGUAACUGAAAAUAAUGUAGUGGAGGAUAAUGACCAACAGGACCUUGGGUCCGAGGUGUGACACAUGGAUUAGUUGUUAAUGGAGUUUAAUUGCAUUUUAUUUAUUGUUUAGUUGUAUCUUCUUCAUGUUACUAUAAUAAUGAUACUUAGAGAUUACGUAAAAAAAAAACAUGUGAUUUUAUGAACAGUGGAAUUGAAGUAUGUGUUUCGACGAGCUGAAUUGGUGCUGACUGAUUAAGGAUUAUUUUCAAUGUGUGUGCACCUUGGUAGGAAAGGAAUGUUCUGCUUGAUUUUUGAUUAUUUUUCGAAUGGAGAUUUAUAAGCAGAUAUUUCUUUCAAUUAAUUAUUUAUCAUCCAAGAGAGAUAAUCCAGACUUAAGUGCAAUUCUUAAACUGAUCAAAAUAGUGUUUGUGAGCCAGUGUUUUGUGAAGCAUCGUCAUGUAUUUCGGAUAUAGGAUAUUCACUUCAUAUUGCUAGGGCAUUUUAUGAAGGAACAGAUAUACAUUCUCUUGGUUUUAAAAAUCAAUUCUCAUGCAGCAAGCCUGUGGAGUCGGAAUAUUUAGUACUUGUGCGACCAAUGUUCAAACCAAACCAUUUUUUUUACAACAAAUAAUCCAAGAUGGAAGGAAUUAUGCAGGGUAUCAUAUUUGCAUUUAAUAAUUCCAGAACUGUUUUCACAUACACCGGGUUGUGAUUACAAACCAUUGCCUAUAUAAUCAUUGGUAGAUGAUCAUUGCUCUGUCUUUCAUGGUGGUUGUAUUUAUUUUCGUUUCGAAUAAUAUCCAUACAUUUAGUAAGUAAGUAAUGAUAGUGACUGUGUUUCAUUUUUUGAAAAAAAAUAUGAUUAAAGAAUAUUCUCCUUUAUUUCGAUUCAUUUUCAUUUAUAUCAAGGAGUGUGAAAAUAUUUAAAUUGUUGUGUUUGUCGGGAGUGCAUUAUGAUAUUCCGCCCCAAUUUAUCAGAACAUCUUAAGUUUGACAGUAUUAAGAAGUUGAUUGCAUUUUCCCAUAAAUAUCAUAAUUGAAAAAUGUUUACUGUGAUUAUCAUAAAGACAAUAUCUAUUUAAAUUUGAUAAACUUUUUAAGAAGUUAAUAUUUUUAAACAAAUUGUAGAAAAAAACUAAAAUUGUGAGUGUAACAGAUGUACAUGAGCACUCUUUUGCAGCUUAAGGUUUACAACUGACAUAUUUUAUUGAAACAGGCCCCAGAACAUCAAAUCAUAGAAGUGAGAAAUAGGUUUAGUUAGAUAUUAUAUCAAGGCCUUCAGGUCAAUACAGCAAGUCUUACAGAGAGAACAUGAAACCAUAGAACAAUUCUUGACCCGUCCCUGAUUACAGUGAAGGGAGAGCACUCUUAUUGAAAUGAGAAAAAUACUAACAAGUCAUAAAUUAAGCAUAAGUGUUUAGAUAAAAAAAAUAUUGUUUGUUUUUAAUUGCUUCUCAAUCAUUUUCUAAGCUAUGAGCUACAGCUAUGAGCUACAGAGUGUUCAAAUGAACAAGCUAUGGUCUGAUUAACAUGACGCGAAUUGGAACUCACCUUUGCCAGAUCACUUGUUUGGGGGUUGGUUGUCAGAGGUGGUCAAAUUAAUCCGAUGGAUUAUGAAACCAAUUUUAAUUAUUUAUUGACAUAAUAAUAAAAAACCCUUGAUUGGUAAAUUGAAUGGUUAAAUGACAACCUGUGUCAUGUUAAUUGGCUGUUGCUUGUAAUGACUGCCUAUAGUCUGUUUCCAUAUAACAUCUCCCCUCCCCAACCGAUCAGGUCACCUCAAGGAUUACUCCAUGUUUGCACAACCAGUCAAUGGCAAGCUAUAUUCUUUGUUAUCCACGGUGCCAAAUUGUUCAGGACAUUUCUGUAGGGUUCUGAUGACAUGUAUACAGUUUUACUGAUUAGACUAUUUAUAUGGCACAUUAUUAGAAGAAUACAUGUUUGAUACUUAUAAUUAUAUGUAUUGUCUAAAAAGCUUGAAAUGUGAAAGUAUAUGUGUUUCUAGAUGAAUAAUUAAAAUUAGUGUAUACCAGGAAUGAUAAAGUUCAGGAUCAUUAAGCUUUUAACAUAAGACUAUUGUACAGCUUUAGGUUAGUCAUUUUAUGAACAUUUGCAUAACAAAUCAUAAAGAAGUACCUAAGUACCUUGAAAUGAAUGUAAAUUGCUUUGGACGCUAUCUAAACAGGGGUCUAAGCCCCUUAACCCGCCCUUGGGCCUGAAUCCCUUAACUUGAGUCAAACUCAAACUUAAAUUUUCAAGGUUGGUUUUUCGGUCUGUUGUACACAGACGUUCAUGUAUAGUGCUUGAUGCAAGCAAAGUCCUUAACUGAGAAAUGCAAUUUGAAGGAUUUACGUGUUCAUUAUAAAUAUGAAAUGAAAUAUCAUAUUUAUUAAAUAACGAAAGAUCAUGUUCAGUUAACAUUCUUUCAUUUCCCUUGUAGUUUGUGCCUUGGACCGAAAACACAAUCACAAAUUGUGAUAAUAAAUCUAUUACAUAUGACCUAUAUUUAUGGUAUUUUGACUAGAUACAUUACCUGCAAUAUGCAUGUUUUUGAUAAUUAUCAUUUAAAUGUGCAUGAUACAUAAAUAGAGCUUUGCAUCUUGUAAAUAUACUCACCUGUUUUAAUUAUUUUUUAUCAGGCAUAUAAAAGAUAUUGGCUAACUAAGGGACCAUGGGUCUUUCUUUUGUGAAAUUGUGUUGGAAUUAAAAAUUGAUGUCAUAAUUCUGUUGGGUUAUAUAUGUAAUAAUGGUGUUAUAUGGAUCUUUCUUUUUCAAGGAAGAGCUAAAUGUUAAAAUAUAAUACGAUGUGGAAUUAAAACAUAUACCAGCUGUAGUUCUGUUCAGUUCUGAUUUGCAAAGUUAAUGAUGUGCUUUGUGCUAUGGAAGUUGAUUUAAAGUUAUAUUAAUUACUAGUUUUGAUGUGCAUUUACACAUUUGCCAUUAGCAGUUUAUGUUUAAUGUUGUGUUGGAUGUAUUUUCUGUAUUAAACAAUUAUUAUCUAAUGUCUGAAGUACUAUUAUAUAAAGUUAAGCUGCAUUAAAUUGAAAUACCCUCUA